Priceomyces carsonii is the source of this 1203-nucleotide messenger RNA. RefSeq names its product histidinol-phosphate transaminase (gene HIS5). The transcript has a single exon. NCBI's taxonomy places the organism in Eukaryota, Fungi, Ascomycota, Pichiomycetes, Serinales, Debaryomycetaceae. Gene Ontology annotation, molecular function: L-histidinol-phosphate:2-oxoglutarate transaminase activity; pyridoxal phosphate binding. Bases 1 to 1203 code for a protein of 400 amino acids. The record is from RefSeq and is a predicted model, not a curated record. Gene Ontology annotation, biological process: L-histidine biosynthetic process.
AUGUUCAACUUGAAAGAACUUGUGAGGCCCAAUAUAUUGACUCUUGAACCAUAUAGGUGUGCCAGAGAUGAUUUUAAAGUUGGAAUUUUAUUGGAUGCAAACGAGAAUACCUAUGGACCUGCUUUGAGCUCGUUAACAGAAGAUCAAAAAUCGUUGGAGUUAAAUAGAUACCCUGACCCUCAUCAAGUUGAUCUCAAGAAACAGAUUGUUCAAUUUCGUAAUUCUAAUGCUUCCGAGUACUUAAACGAUUACGAUAAAUUCAAACUAACCACCGAUAACUUGUGCCUAGGGGUCGGUUCUGAUGAGAGUAUAGAUAUGCUCUUGAGGUGCAUUUGCGUCCCUGGAAGAGAUAAGAUGUUAACAUGCCCCCCUACCUACGGUAUGUAUUCCAUCUGUGCAACUGUAAAUGACGUUGGGAUUAGCCAGGUGCCGUUAGUAUAUCCAAGCUUUCAAAUUGAUCGUGAAGCGAUUAUUGAGAAAUUGUCCAACGACAAUGCUAUUAAAAUACUCUACCUCACCUCUCCUGGAAACCCAACUGCAAAACUAAUUAACCCGAAGGAUGUCGUAUUGUUACUUGAGAAGUUAAGCAAGAUAUGGAAUGGUCUUGUUGUGGUUGAUGAGGCAUAUAUUGAUUUCGCAUCUCUAGAUGAAAAGGGACGGAGCAAGUCGGUAUGUACACUUGUCAACCAAUACCAAAACUUGGUAGUUUUGCAAACAUUGUCAAAAUCUUUUGGAUUAGCUGGCAUAAGAUUAGGAAUAACGUAUUGCUCGACUCAAUUGUCUUUCCACUUAAAUUCGAUGAAAUAUCCUUACAAUAUUUCUUCGCUAACCUCAAGCAUCGCCAUAAAGGCUACUCAUUCAAAUGACGGUUUAAAGAAAAUGAAAGAGUACGUUAAUACUAUUGUCGAGCAACGUCAAAUUGUUCUUGAGAAAUUACAAGAAUUGAGAGGAAUCGGUAGGAAUAUUGGAGGAUUAGAUGCAAACUUUUUGCUUUUAGAAGUAUUAGAUAAAAGUGGAACUCCAUCUAAUGAUAUUGCUUAUCAAUUGUAUCAGAAGUUAGCAAUUGAGAAUCAGGUCGUCGUUAGAUUUAGAGGUAAGGAGUUAAAUUGCACAGGUGCUCUAAGAAUUUCUAUUGGUACGGCUGAAGAAAAUGAACUUUUAGUACGCAAGUUUGAAAAAUGUUUGAAUGAAAUACUUAGCUAG